Pristis pectinata (smalltooth sawfish) is the source of this 798-nucleotide messenger RNA. RefSeq names its product oogenesis-related gene (gene org). The transcript has 7 exons. Bases 32 to 742 code for a protein of 236 amino acids. Lineage: Eukaryota; Metazoa; Chordata; Chondrichthyes; Rhinopristiformes; Pristidae. The record is from RefSeq and is a predicted model, not a curated record.
UUCUGGUCCCAGCCAGAGCUCCUUAUUGACAAUGUCUCUGCAAGAGGAUGUGGUUACCGGUGAGGGUGAGGUGAAACAUCCAGCUGCGAAGGUCGCCUCGUCGCUCACUCUGCUGAGCAGGUUGUUGGCGCCGGUCAAGUACCUGUUUGGGGUGAUCCGGAGGUUGUCAACGUGGGCCAUCUUUUCUCCACAAGUGGAAGUGAGAGCUGCAGACUCCAAUCUGUUCCCGGAAAGGCGCUGGCACACAGUGAAGAAACGCCUGAGUGUACUAGCUCGGCUCAUGCUUGCCAUUCUUCCCCGCAAGAUACAAGGGAGGCUUGGCCUUCCUGUGCCACGUGAUUUGGGCCGAGGUGAAAUUUCAGGUGAACUCAGAAAAUCACCAAAUAAACCACAUGGCAAAGGAAGCAAAAGGAAACAAGAUGACCUGGCUGAAGAAGAACUUUGUUGGAUCGAAUCUUUGUCUGGUGACCUGUCAGAUGCUGAUGAUUUGGUGGCAGAUCCUAAUUAUGAGCUGAGCAAGUACUACAGUGAAUCUGAAGUCAGUGAGGAACACAGGGAAUGUAACGAUACAGAAACCAGUCUGCAGUGGAAGAAACAGAAUGGCCGGGCCUUGGUAAGGCUGAAGGAAACUCGUCACCAGGAGGCAAGGAAGAUAAAAAUGUUGCAGCCUGUGCUGAUUCUGAAACACGCAUCAGUUCAGAAGAAGCUGAGAAGUGAUUGUUGCUGUGGAGGUGAACUCUAAUUUGAAGCAACUGGACUUUUGUACAAUUCAGUUUUGUAUUUGGACUUUAAUAAAAU